AUGUCUGAAGAGCAAGAUAAGGUUCAAAAAUUAAAAGAGGAUGGAAACAAUUGUGUCCGACAGCAAAAAUAUCCUGAAGCAAUGUUUCAUUACACUCAUGCAAUUAAAAUAGAUCCUAGCAAUUACUCUUUGUACAGCAACCGGUCUUUUGUGUUUUUAAAAAUGCAGCAGUAUCAUUUUGCAAUGGAAGAUGCAAUGAUGACCAUAAAAUUAAAGCCAGAUUGGACUAAGGGCUAUUAUCGCAAAGCAGAAGUUGAAUUUCAUACAUUUAGAUUCGGCGACGCGUUGCAUUCUUACAGACAAGCAUUAUCUUUGCAACCAAACGAUCCAGAUAUAAUGGAAGCUAUUAACAAAGCAUCUAGAUCAUUAAUCAAAGACCAAAGAGCUGACCAACAAAUUCCGUGGCUCGGAGCUGGAAUCGGAAUUAUUUUAGGCGUAAUAGUUGUCAUAGCUGAUUAUGUGUUCACCAAUAAGCCGACUUUGACCCACCCGCUACUGAUGGCGCUGCUGACGAUAUCAAUAGCGAUGAUCGGGUUUGGAAUCGCCAAAGGGUUCAGAUACUUUGUUAAAUGUCAGAGAAAAUCUUUGCUAGAACCGCCGUUUGACUUGCUCGAUGAGAAUACCAAGCAAGAUGAUAAGAGCGAAGAGGCUGACAAGCAGAGCGACAAGCAUCCAAAGUACAGCAAGGCGCAGGCGCGUCAGCGGUUCAAGAAAGGCAAAACGUAG
This is a messenger RNA of Cotesia congregata, 726 nucleotides long. The record is from the annotation of a GenBank genome assembly. Lineage: Eukaryota; Metazoa; Arthropoda; Insecta; Hymenoptera; Braconidae.